AUUUACGCAGCUAAGCCUGGUUGUUGUUACAAAGAUGGCGUCCCGGUGCAGCCUCUCCACUUUAUUUCCUGUCCAAAGUCAGCUGGAUUGUGAUCUAGAUGAAGCAGCGUCGCAACAAGAGAAAGAAAAUGUUGUCUACCAAUACUUGAAAAAACUAGACGAGGACGAGGAUCUGAAGAUACCCGAUUUCCAGACAGGCUUAGAAUGGCUCAACACGGAGGGGCCUCUGUCUCUGAACAAGGAGCUGGCUGGGAAAGUGGUGCUGCUGGAUUUCUUCACCUACUGCUGCAUCAACUGCAUGCACAUCCUGCCCGACCUGCACCAGCUGGAAAUGAAGCACUCUGUCAAAGAUGGACUGGUGAUCAUUGGUGUUCACUCAGCUAAGUUUCCCAAUGAAAAGGUUCUGGACAACAUCCGCAGCGCUGUGCUACGCUACGACAUCUGCCACCCAGUGGUGAACGACAGCGAAGCGCUCCUCUGGCACGAGCUGGAGGUGUCCUGUUGGCCCACGCUGGUCCUGCUAGGCCCAAGUGGCAACCUGCUCUUCUCUCUGGUGGGUGAAGGCCACAGCAACAAGCUGACACUCUUCACUGACAUCACCCUCCGUUACUACAGGGAGAAGGGACAGCUGAAGGCACAUACAGUAGGGGUCAAACUCUACAGAGACUCCCUGCCUCCCAGCAUCCUGUCUUUUCCUGGAAAGGUGGCCGUAGACGACAGGAGGAAGAGACUGGCCAUAGCAGACACUGGGCAUCACCGAAUACUGGUGGUGACCGUGACUGGACAUCUUGAACACGUGAUAGGAGGGCUUGAAAGCGGUAAACAAGAUGGCGACCUCUCUGAAGCUUCCUUUAACUCCCCUCAGGGCGUGGCUAUCAAAGGGGACAUUGUGUAUGUGGCCGACACAGAAAACCAUCUGAUCAGGAAGAUCGACCUGUUGGAGCAGAGAGUCAGUACUCUAGCCGGAGUGGGCAGUCAAGGCACAGACAAAGAAGGCGGUGCUAUGGGACCUGAGCAGCCCAUCAGCUCUCCUUGGGAUGUGACUCUGGGCUCUGCUGGCGGUGAUGAAGAUAACGUGCUGUGGAUAGCCAUGGCAGGGACCCACCAGAUCUGGGCUUUGUUCCUAGCAGAUGGGAAGCUGCCCAAAGGAAGUGAGUCUAAAGUCGGGACCUGCAUACGCUGGGCUGGCAGUGGCAAUGAGGAGAACAGAAACAACUCUUAUCCCCACAAGGCGGGUUUCGCUCAGCCUUCAGGCCUAGCAUUAGCCCCGGAGGAGCCAUGGAGCUGCCUGUAUGUGGCAGAUAGCGAAAGCAGCACUAUUCGCACACUGGCACUGAAGGAUGGAGCCGUCAAGCUGCUGGUAGGGGGAGAGAGGGACCCAAUGAACCUUUUUGCUUUUGGGGAUGUAGACGACAAAGGGGUAGGCGCCAAGCUGCAGCAUCCUCUUGGUGUUGCCUGGGCUCCUGAACAAAGCCUGCUCUAUGUGGCCGACUCCUACAACCACAAGUUCAAGGUGGUUGAUCCAAAGACGAAGACAUGUAGUACAUUAGCAGGGACUGGAGUGGCUGGAGACAUAAUGGGCCCUGAAUUUGACAAAUCCUGCUUCAAUGAACCUGGAGGACUCUGUGUUGGUGACAGUGGCAAGCUUCUCUACGUGGCGGAUACCAAUAAUCACCAAAUCAAAGUGCUGGACCUGACCUCCAAGACUGUCUCACUGUUCCCUGUAUCCAUGGACUGCACAGACUCCGUACCGUCUAAGCCUUCAGGUCCCACCAAAGCUCCCAAGCUGCCUAAAUCUGCUCCCAGGAAGGAAAUGCCAGCAGUGACUGUGUCUGCAGGCCAGACUCUUGUCAUGUCUCUCACCCUGUUGCUUCCAGAAGGGACCAAGCUCACAGAAGAGGCCCCCAGCUGCUGGACCCUCUCUGCUGAGGGUAAUGAGUGGCUGCUGGGAGGCCAAGUAGUCACUGGUAGCAUCUUGGACCUGUCAAAGCCUCUCACCAUCUCAACCAAACUUCCAGCUGAUAUUAAGGACUCCAACUGCAAUCCAAGCCUCACUCUGGGUGUGUGGGUGUACUACUGUCUGGAAACAAAUAACACCUGUAUGAUGAAAGCUGCCUCUUUUACCCAGCCUCUUCAAAUAAGUGCCACUCAUGGAGAUGGAGUCGUCACUGUGGCAUUAGCUCAUGACUUCUAAAACCUCUUAACUGUUUUAGGCGCAAUAAGUACAGAAUUUAAACGUUCUGAAACAUCAGUUUUACCUUUUGGCUUUGCUUAGCAGAGAGCACAGACUGUUUCUGACUGUCACAUCCAACAAAAAUGCAGCUCAUAAAAAUCAAAUUUUAUGGGGAAUUUCAUUUCAGACUACUCCGGAGCUCUUUCCCUUGAAAAUAUAAUGCAUCAGUGCAGUUAUUCAUAAAACAACAAAUGGGUACUUCCCAAGCAUCCUCUAAAGGCUGCACGGAAAAGACAACUGCAGACUGAAAGUCUGUAUGAUAAUAUUUUCAUGCAACAAUUCCUCAAGGAAAUGUGGACUAACAAUAAGGAAGGAACAAUAACUAAAACAUCUAUUUUUUAUGAAACAGUUCUUCAAAGAAGUUACUGCCUUUAUUAAACACUGUAACAUGACUCCAAUGAAAACUGAAAAAAAAAAAGAUUUUCUAUCAAUUAAAAAGUAUAUAUUUUUAACUUGCAGUUUAUAAUGACUGUGUCAGAGAUGGGUAGAGAAAUAAACAGAUAUUUGUGAUUUAAGAGUAUUGCAGUGGGAGUUAAGAUACUGCUAUAUUGUAUAUAGAAAAUAAAAUAAAAAUGUUAAACUUCUAAUUAGCUUUAUAAUGUUGCCCUGGAAUGCCAGAUGGCUGAGUUUAAAAGACAAGAACAUUUACUUGCAGAUGUUAGGAACACCCAAAUAAUUAGUUUGAACAACUCCAAAAGAAGUAAAGGAUUAUCUCAGUUAUUGAAAACCAACUGCAAAAUCAGUGACAGAUGCUGUUCGUGUAUAAAAUAGUCUAUCGCAAAAGUUAAUGGAGCUUCUUUUUGUCUCCUGAGUAUUUAGAAUCCUGCAUUAGGAAGUUUUUUUUCUUCAAAAAGAGACAAUUAAAGGAGUAAAUAUGUAACUCUGAGUAAGAGAAACUCUACCUCUCCUUACACAAGCAGUUGAAUCCAUAAUGGAGAUCCUUACACACUGCGACAACAGCACCAGAAAAAAUCACAGCUUUCUACUUUCGUAUUUAUCCCACUUCUGGGUAGUAGCGGUGUCCCAGUGUGUCGUUUCACUUUGCCUUACAGCAUUGCGGAACACCAUAUGUAAACACAGCAGGAGCACCCACACACACACACACACACACAUGCUAACAUGUACACAUACAAUGCUGUUCUGCCCUGCCAGCUCUAUACAUUGCUACAAUCUUGUCCUUGUUACGCUUCUGUUACUACCACCACUGGAUAUCAGCAGCUGAACAACUUCCCUCAACCAUCCUGGAACGCUCUGUGUGUUGCACAUUGCAGACGAGGCAUAACCAGGGCUUAAACUGGCAAUCUGUAAAGCGGCUAUCGAGUUAUAGCCAGUUUCACAAAGAUAGCAUUUCUAUUCCCUGAGAGGUUUUCAGUUGAAUCAUGAAGACUAGAAACCAAAAAUAAAGUCAAACCUUUCCCUUUAAUCUCGAUCCAGGGACAGAUGGAGAAAGUGGAAAAAGACAGAAAUGAAACUGAAAGGUUAAGAAGAGGUUAUCUAUUCAAGUACUUACAUUUGUUACACCAUUAACAAACUAGACAUGUCUAGCUUCAGGGUAUUCAAUAAAAUCUCAACUGUGUAAUUGUUUUAAUAACAUAUUUCCAUGUAUGUAUUUGUUUACAUAAGUUUGUUCACUUACAGCUUUUUUUCUGUCCCUGUAUGACUUAUUUCAAUUUUGAUUUGCAUUACUCAUGACACAAAGAGCACUUUUGUUUUUCAUCCAUAAAAUAUUGCUCUCGUCUCGAUAAUGAAUAAAGUGCCUGUUCUUCUUAAGUGGUAGCAACCUCCCGCAAACUGAUUAUACAGACUGACUUCAGCCUGUGCACCGUGAGAGAUACUGCAUAAAGAAUGUCUCAUUUGAAACAUUUCUUUCUAGAAUUAAAUUCUCAAUGUAUGGCAAUGCUCUGUUAAUGUCAUAUGUUUGAAAAUGUGGUGUGGUAAUGUGGAAGUUGUCAUCUUCCAUCAUUGGUUUUCAAAGUUAUGAGCUGUUGUCUGAAAUGAGCCUGAGAGUAAUUUGAUUAUCGUUUCUGUCAUCAUGUCUCACAUUGGAACUGUUCUUUCCAGACUUUGUUUUUAUUUGGUUUGGACCACUUCGUCUGAAUGUCUUGUGAGGAGGUGCUACUGUAUGGAUGGUGAGAAACUGAUGACACUUAAACUGUAUCAAAAGCAAUAAUAUUAGCGUAAUGGGAGGAAUGCUUUGUUCCCACAGGUUAUUUAUUUCAAAUUAACUGCAAACGAUUUGCCAGCAGGUUUUCUCAUCAUUCUGGUAUUAUUUUAAUGAACCAUGAGCUGGAGUGGCGGCUUGUGGGCAUUAAGUCCCUAAUAUUUUCAGUUUUCUUUUGGUUUCCACUCACUACACUGCCUUUUAGACACCUUUUGGCAUGAUUUGUUCUUCUCUGGGACUCUGUGUGUUACUACUCCUUAAUGCUGCACUUUAAGAUGCAAAGAACCAAUAAAGCUUUUUUUAUGUAGA
Molecule: messenger RNA, 4703 nt
Organism: Notolabrus celidotus (New Zealand spotty)
Lineage: Eukaryota; Metazoa; Chordata; Actinopteri; Labriformes; Labridae
Gene: nhlrc2
Product: NHL repeat containing 2
Exons: 12
Coding region: 35-2194 (719 amino acids)
Molecular function (GO): protein binding
Source: RefSeq, a predicted model, not a curated record